CAGUCUACCAGCCAAAUGCACUUGUCAUAUUUGUCUCUAAAAUCGAUUAUCUGGUAUCUUGAGCCAAAUUCAAGAAUCCAGCUAUCCCAAAGAUCCCCAGCGUUCAAGUCGAUCGAUUUUCAAGAUCCACUCCAAAUCGAGCAACUGAAGAUCAACGAGCACAGCUUGACAAUCAACAAGACUAUCUACAAACUGGAAGUCGAGAGCUCAUUGGGUUCUCGGGCGAUCUUUGAUCUUGAUCAGUUAGGUUCUGUGGAUCUUACCACAGUUUUGGAGCAACGUCCAGAAGAAAUUUUAGUCGAUGGGAGAUCUUUCCGAUGGAAUGGAAACAGUGCAGUAAAACUGAAAGAUCAAUCGGAGUGUGAGCAGAUCCGGCAAGAAGCGGAACGGAUAUCUGGGAUUCAGGAUGGAGAGGAAAAGGAUAGAGCAUUGAAUAGAUUCAGGAGAAGAGCACUGAUCUACCAGGGCAAUUUUCUUCGGGGUUAUGCUCGAACUAAUCCAACUGCUCCUCAAGUUACCAUGAUUCAAAUUCCGAUCUCCUACUGCAUCAGGCUCACUGUCGGAAAUCUUCACACGGAAAUCGUAGGCUAUACCUUGAAGCUUCAUGACGCGAUCAAUUACCUUGCUAGGUCACUGUUGGGUGGUCGGAAGAAUAUUAAAAUCAGAAAGCUUUUUCUAAGUUGUGUUGGAACUAUCCGCAUACCUGCGAACCUCGAUCUUCAAUUCAAACAUCUAGAAGUUCGAGGAGUAAACACUGAUAAAAUUGUGAAAGCCUUCCAACCACUCAUUGAGAACCUGAAGGAUCCACUGGAUAUCUUUGAGAUUAUUGAUAAAGACUUUGCACAGCUCACAGGCCCCAUUUAUCAAUCUGCACGUCUACUGGUGUUCAAUGGCACAUACCAACCUUAUCAGCUUGCUGAUAAAAGAAACAUCCGCUUUACAAGCGCCUUAGGCAUUAUGGAAGAGUAUUUAGGCCUUUAUUUGGAUUAUUGGGUCAAUAAUCGGAAGGAAGUCGGUACGUGCUGGACGUUCGAGCUGGAUCAGGAAUCGGAAGCAAGAGUGUUCCUGGGAGUUAUAAAGAAAGAUGGUCGUGCUGAACAAUGUGAAGAGUCGAGCGUCACAUUUCCGAUCGACAAGUCUGCAGAGAUCUAUAUUUAUAUUCAGGAGAUUGAGAUUGGAGGAGUGGAGCAGAGGAACAGAUGGGAGCUGAAUUUUACAGUCCGAGCAAAGAGCUGAAAGAACAAUUUGUGAAUAAGCAUAAUUUUUACCUUGGUUUGGUUAACUUUGUCUUGAAGUCUUGAGCUUCACAAAUUCAAUAAAAACGUUUUCUGUUAA
Caenorhabditis elegans is the source of this 1335-nucleotide messenger RNA. RefSeq names its product F-box C protein (gene fbxc-26). The record is from RefSeq and is marked reviewed. NCBI's taxonomy places the organism in Eukaryota, Metazoa, Nematoda, Chromadorea, Rhabditida, Rhabditidae. The transcript is spliced from 3 exons. The coding region runs from base 16 to 1236 and encodes 406 amino acids.